AUAAUCUCAUCAUCUUCACAAGAACCGCAGUAAUUAGUUUGGAAACCCCAUUAAAGGGUUUAACCCUUUAAGGUUUUGCAGCCUCCAAAGGGAGACAGACCUGACGCGUCUCGCACGCGCGCGCGCACUUCCCACUUUACUUCACCUCACCAACCCACCAACUCAUCACAAUCUCACUCAACGCCCCUUGACUUGACGACUUUGUCUGCGUGCGAGAACUGCAGUUGCUUUUUCUUUUGUUAUUGAGCUGGCUUCUUUGAAUGGAGGUAUUACAAGUCGGCGACCGCGCGGUAUACAGAAUGCAGUCGCCAGGAGCAAUAGACACGACCGCCGACGCGUCGACCCCGCCGCCGUCGGCGCACUCGGCCACCGCUGAAUCGAUCCAGAGUACGCCUCAGAGUCAGACAAAGCCGCCGUUGAGCGAGACGACGAAUACGGCGGCGAAUAGAUCGCAGACGGAGACGCCGAAGAAAAGUAAGGAGCGGGAGGCGGCGGGGGAGGAUGUGGAUAUGUUGUCGUCGCCGCUUUCGACUAUUGAUGGAUCUACGACGCCCGCGCCGGAAGGUGAUGAUGGCGGUGAUAGUAAGGAGAAGAAGCGGAAGCGGUCGUCGAAGUUGAGUGCGGAUGAGAUAGCUGCGCGCGAGGAACAGCGGCGAAAGAAAGCGGAGGAGGUGGAGAAGCGGAAGGCGGCGAAGGAUGCGGAGAAGGAGGAGAAGAGGAAGAUGAGAGAGGAAGACCGGAGGAAGAAGGAGGAGGAGAAGAAAGCGAAGGAUGAGGAGAAGCGGAAGAAGGAGGAAGAGAGGAAGAAGAAGGAGGAAGAGAGGAAGAAGAAGGAAGAAGAGAAGAAGAGGAAAGAGGAGGAGAAGGAAGAGGAAAGGAAAAAGAAGGAGGAAGAGAAGAAGAAGAGGGAAGAGGAGAAAGAGGAGAGGAAGCGGAAAGAGGAAGAAGAGAAGCGGAAGAAAGAAGAGAAGCAACUUCGAUUAUCGAGCUUUUUCAAAAAGCCGCGUUCACCGUCAAAGCCGUCUGCAUCAUCAUCACCAUCAACAACAACAACCACAGCCACAGCAGCAGCAUCAGCAGAUCCCGCUAUCAAUCCCGAUUCAAUCUCACAAACAACUCCUGCCACCGCAGAAGAGACAAAGUCCGACUACGAGCAAACGUUCCUUCCGUUCUUUGUAAAGUCAUGGGCGACAUUAUACCCCGCCACCAAAUUCGCGUUCAGCGAACCCGCGCUCAAAGAUAUCCGUCAACGACUCGAUUCCGCGUUUGCAUCUACGUCUAGCUCUGAUCUGACUAUCCCAGAGAAAGCCGCGACCCCGCCCAACUUUGCAGAGCUGUUGCAACUCCCUUCACGACGACCUGCAAAGCGCGGCAUCCGUCCGGAGCGAACUACGAAAGAAGUCGUGACGCUCUUCGGAGCGCUGGAUGGACCGAUUACUACCUCGGUCAGCUCGCUUUCCGAAGACGAGGUGCGCGAGAUGCUCAACUCUCUUCCGCGAAAGUUUCUGCGGUUCUGCGAGGAUCUGCGUCCACCACUGUCGACUACUUUCACAAAGUCUCGCAAAGUACCGAGGAACAACCCGUUCUUUAGAGACGAGAGGAUCAACUACGACUACGACUCUGAGUUGGAGUGGAACGAGGAAGAGGAUGGUGAACCGGGCGAGGAUCUGGAUAUGCCCGACAGCGACGACGAGGAAGAUACGUUGAUUGACGAGGAAAUGAAAGAUUUUCUUGUCGCGGACAAUGACGAAGAGGUCGGAGGCGAGAACGCCUCGACGUCGCGGCGACGGAUUUUGGCACCAUUGGUUCCGUUCUAUAAGGGCGUUUGCUUCACUGAUCUGGAGACGGGCAAGAAUGAAGUAUUUGAUGAGACGGGGAUGGGGAUUGCGACUAUACAGCCAAAUAUCACGCUGCCUAUCGAUCCUUUUAAGGAUUAUUGGACGAUCCAGAAAGAGGAGAAGAAGGCUGAGAAGAAGGCUGAGAAGAAGGUUGAGAAGAAGGCUGAGAAGAGGGCUGAGAAGAAGGCCGAAAAGGCUGAGAAGAAAGCCGACAAGAAAGUCAACAAGAAAUCCGAAAAGAAGGCAGACAAGAAGUCAGACAAGAAGGAGUCUGCUACCUCUGGAGGAGUCCAAAAGCUGCUUUUCGUCGAGAAAAAGUCCCCAGCGGCAACUGUCGGCCAAAAGCUGCUAUCUACGGAUCCCAUUGUGCUCGACUAGAAAUUUUGACUCGGCAUUCCUUUCUUGCUUGGCGUUUUCUUUUUUUUUCGUUUCUGUUUUCAUUGUGAGCAGGA
Molecule: messenger RNA, 2290 nt
Organism: Myxozyma melibiosi
Lineage: Eukaryota; Fungi; Ascomycota; Lipomycetes; Lipomycetales; Lipomycetaceae
Product: chromatin assembly factor 1 subunit A-domain-containing protein
Exons: 2
Coding region: 261-2216 (651 amino acids)
Biological process (GO): nucleosome assembly
Cellular component (GO): nucleus; CAF-1 complex
Source: RefSeq, a predicted model, not a curated record